Macroventuria anomochaeta is the source of this 727-nucleotide messenger RNA. RefSeq lists its product as uncharacterized. The transcript has a single exon. Lineage: Eukaryota; Fungi; Ascomycota; Dothideomycetes; Pleosporales; Didymellaceae. The record is from RefSeq and is a predicted model, not a curated record. Bases 352 to 630 code for a protein of 92 amino acids.
GUGGCUUUUUGAUUUCUCGACCAACACUGGCAUCACGGCGCUUGUUCCUGCACCCUGGCGUUCCAAACCGCCCGAAUGACACCCCUCGUGCUGCCCAAUAAUAUCUUCUUUGACGGCAAGUUCAGCCACCAAUCAGUAUGACAAUGGAACUCUUCUCCCCUCUCUACCUCACGGAAUAUGGAAGCUGUGUCUAUUCGCCUGGGGAUUUAUCCCGCGGACCACUAGCAUCAACUGCCACGCCAAACCGCGGUCCGCAUCCCCACUCAGUUGAGCUCUUUGGCGAGGCGCACAUGAACGCAUCGCUGAACGAGAAGUGGACGCUGCGACAGCGGCUCCCUUUUAGAUAGUGCGAUGUGCCGGGUGAGACUGAUUCUCGAAGGGGCGAUCGCCCGCUACUUACUGAGUCUCGUAUUGUGCAUGCCCCUGGUGCGGCAGAUGUUGAGAUUCACUGCCGACUGUACCCCCUUGAGCGCUUCUGAAUUCAACGCAGAUCGUUCGCUGUCGGAAAGACCUUUGAGCCACCGGUAUCAACACCUUACAAAUCAGGCCGCCCACACUUGCUUUCAACUCGUGCGGUAUGCUGGCGUUUGCAGAGGUCUAGAUGCUCUGCAAGACAGACGUGGCCCGUAGCUCCUUUGCAGCAGUCUACUAACCCCCAAUAAUUGCGGCUAAGGUCGAAUCGGGCUAAGUUCAGUCCGUCAGGAACGCAACCAAAGAUAUGACGUGA